Messenger RNA from Chenopodium quinoa (quinoa), 3289 nucleotides. Its product is annotated as subtilisin-like protease SBT2.5. The record is from RefSeq and is a predicted model, not a curated record. Bases 347 to 2818 code for a protein of 823 amino acids. The transcript is spliced from 11 exons. Gene Ontology annotation, biological process: proteolysis. NCBI's taxonomy places the organism in Eukaryota, Viridiplantae, Streptophyta, Magnoliopsida, Caryophyllales, Amaranthaceae. Gene Ontology annotation, molecular function: serine-type endopeptidase activity.
AAUAAACACAAAAAGGAGACCCCUCCAUGUUCGAUUUUUCUGUCUGGCGCGUUUUUUUAAUUACUCCUAUCUUUAAAGUCUAUAAUUAAAAACCCUAACUACCAUCUUUCUCUCCCUCUCUCUUACUUCAUUCACUCUCACUCACUCUUACUUCCACUCACCUCCACUGAAUCAUUCUGCCUUCUUUCAACCAAUAGUAUCACCAAAUUUCUGGGUUUUUAUCUACCAACAUAAAUAACAACUGGGUACAUUUAGUUUUUAUCUAAUUAUUCCAUUUUUUGCAAUUUCUGGGUCUGAUUCCUUUCUUUGGAUUAAUAUAAAGGGGAUGUGCUGCUGAUCAACUUUGAUGGCUACUGUGAAAAUGAAGGGCAUUUCAAUUGGAUUUUUAGUGGUAGUGUUGAUUGCCCAUUUUGCUUUCCUAAAGGCAGAGAUUUACAUAGUGACACUUGAGGAAGAUCCUGUAGUGAGUUACCGAGGAGGCGUGAACGGUUUCGAAGCCACUGCUUCUGAGACUGAUGAGAAGAUUGAUGUUACUAGUGAGGCUGUCAUAUCAUAUGCUCGCCACUUAGAAAAAAGACAUGAUAUGCUUCUUGGGUUGCUGUUCAAAGGUGGUACUUACACCAAAUUAUACAGCUAUCGGCACCUUAUUAAUGGUUUUGCAGUUCAUACAUCACCUGAGCAGGUAGAAAUCCUUAGAAGAGCCCCUGGUGUGAAAUCAGUAGAAAGAGAUUGGAAGGUGAAGAGGCUUACAACACAUACACCAGAGUUUCUGGGACUCCCAACUGAGGUAUGGCCAACUGGAGGUGGCCACGACAAGGCAGGAGAAGACAUUGUAAUCGGAUUUGUGGACUCAGGAAUAUUUCCUUCACAUCCAAGCUUUGCAGCACAUGAUUCAGAACGGUAUGGACCUGUUCCUAAGUAUACAGGGAAAUGUGAAGUUGAUCCUGCUACAAAGAAGAGUUUCUGUAAUGGCAAGAUUAUUGGUGCUCAGCAUUUUGCAAAAGCUGCAAUAGCAGCUGGAGCAUUCAAUCCUUCUGUUGAUCAUGCUUCUCCUCUUGAUGGUGAUGGACAUGGAAGCCACACAGCUUCUAUUGCUGCUGGAAACAAUGGUGUUCCUGUCAGAAUGCAUAGAUAUGAAUUUGGAAAAGCAAGUGGCAUGGCUCCUCGUGCCAGAAUUGCUGUUUACAAGGCGCUUUACCCACUUUUUGGAGGAUUUGUUGCAGAUGUGAUGGCUGCAAUCGACCAUGCUGUUCAAGAUGGUGUUGAUAUCAUAAAUCUUUCAGUUGGGCCAAAUAGUCCGCCAGCAGCAACAAAAACAACCUUUCUAAAUCCUUUUGAUGCUGCUCUUCUUUCAGCUGUUAAGGCAGGCAUCUUUGUUGCUCAGGCAGCUGGAAAUGGGGGUCCUUUUCCUAAGACUGUUUUGUCUUACAGUCCAUGGAUAACAUCUGUUGCAGCUGCAAUUGAUGAUCGAAGAUAUAAAAAUCACUUUUUCUUGGGAAAUGGAAAAGUUCUGGCUGGAAUAGGACUUUCACCUGCCACUCAUUUCAACAGAUCUUACACCCUUGUUUCGGCAAAUGAUGCAUUGCUAGAUACAUCUGUUACAAGAUUCAGUCCUUCAGAUUGUCAGAGGCCUGAAGUUCUGAACAGAAAAUUGGUGGAGGGAAAAAUUCUACUUUGUGGCUAUUCUUUCAAUUUUGUUGUUGGUAGUGCAUCAAUCAAGAGAGUUUCUGAGACAGCCAAGAGCCUUGGUGCUGCUGGUUUUGUACUUGCUGUGGAAAGCGUUACUCCUGGGACAAAGUUUGAUCCUGUCCCUAGCAGUAUACCUGGCAUUGUUGUGACUGACGUCAGCAAGUCUCUGGAUCUCAUAGAUUAUUAUAAUGUCUCUACUCCACGGGAUUGGACCGGACGAGUAAAGAGCUUUGAAGCAAAAGGUCAUAUUGGAAAUGGGUUAAAGGCUACUCUUCACAAAUCGGCCCCACAGGUGGCAUUAUUUUCUGCAAGGGGUCCCAACAUAAAAGACUACAGCUUCCGAGAUGCAGAUCUUUUGAAGCCUGACAUUUUGGCUCCUGGAGCUCUCAUAUGGGGAGCUUGGUCUCCAAGCGGUACUGACGAACCCAACUAUGCAGGGGAAGCAUUUGCAAUGAUUUCUGGAACAAGUAUGGCUGCUCCUCAUAUUGCUGGCAUUGCUGCUCUCAUAAAGCAAAAGCACCCUACCUGGAGCCCGGCAGCUAUUAAGUCAGCUUUGAUGACUACAACAACAACAAUCAAUAGAGCUGGGGUACCACUUCAAGCUCAGCAGUACACUGGAUCGUCUGAGGAGAUGACCUUGGUACCUGCAACACCAUUCGAUUAUGGAAGUGGGCAUGUAGAUCCCCGAGCAGCUCUAGAUCCAGGACUAAUUUUUGAUGCAGGUUAUUCAGAUUACUUGGGGUUCUUAUGUACCACACCAGGAAUCAACCCUCAUGAAAUAAGGAACUUCACAAAAUCACCUUGUAAUUUUACCAUGGGCCAUCCAUCGAAUCUCAACUCACCGUCAAUAGCAAUCUCACACCUUGUCAGGACCCGAACUGUCACAAGAACUGUGACUAACGUUGCUGAGGAAGAAACAUACAAAAUCUCAGCUAGGAUGGGACCAUCUAUUGCCAUUGAGGUAAACCCUCCUGCCAUGACUUUACUUCCAGGGGCAUCUCGGAAAUUUUCAGUGUCUUUGACUGUACGUUCAGUGACUGGAUCCUACACCUUUGGCCAAGUUGUCUUAAAAGGAAGCCGAGGGCACAAGGUUAGUAUUCCAGUAGUAGCUAUGGGUUUCAAGCGAUAGGUUAGGGAUGCUUGUCAUUAUAGCGUGAACUUAUAACUUACGGUAUUCUUUAUGACUUGGUAAUAAGCGAGAAGACAAGGUGUUUUGAGAAUGCUAUAUAUGAAUAUCGGAGAGGUUUUAUAGGUGGGAAACUCACUCGUUUUCUUCCUAGGUGAAGUAUUUUUUUUACUUCUUUUUGGUGGCUAAUUUUUGUUGUAAUAUGCUGUUGUGUUAGUCUUUAGGUUAAUCAUAGUAUAGAUUCAGCUUGACCUCUUCUUCUGGUCGUUUUCGGUGUAAAGAAGCUAGUGAAGCAGUGGAAAUGGGGGGAAAGAGAAGGCAAGUGGGUAAAAAAAAGUAUUGUAAGUUACAUGAUCAGUUGUAAUAUUAUGAAUAUUUUGAGUAUUUAAAACACAAUUUAAAGCUUCCAUAAUAAACAGGGCUUUAAUUUUAUGUAUACAUGCAUGUUAAUACUACCCCCUUAUAACAGUUUUA